This is a messenger RNA of Aedes aegypti (yellow fever mosquito), 984 nucleotides long. RefSeq names its product seminal metalloprotease 1. Bases 109 to 942 code for a protein of 277 amino acids. The transcript is spliced from 3 exons. The record is from RefSeq and is a predicted model, not a curated record. Gene Ontology annotation, biological process: proteolysis. Gene Ontology annotation, molecular function: zinc ion binding; metalloendopeptidase activity. NCBI's taxonomy places the organism in Eukaryota, Metazoa, Arthropoda, Insecta, Diptera, Culicidae.
UGGCUGCCAGCCCAAAAUAACGACGCCAGCCUUUAAUCCAAAUCAGUAGCAAAGCACAGCAGCUACCGAAUCGAUCAGGGUUGUGAUUUUGAAUUACAUACGGCAAAGAUGAUUCUCUCAAGAAUCCCAACGGUGUCGGUGCUGGUGGUAUUACUUGCAGCGUUCAGCAAUGGGGCGCCACAGUUUCGGGAAGUGGAAAACUCACCGGAAAAUAUUGCCCGCUUACAGAACCUGAAGCCCGAAGAGCUCGCGGAAGAGCUGAGUGGUCAGUUCGAAGGGGACAUGAUCCUCACCGAACAGCAGUUCUUGGAUAUGUUUCGUCGAAAUGGAAUGCUCUCCGAAAGUUACCGGUGGCCUUUGAACACCGUAUUCUACGAAAUCGAGGAACGGUGGUUCACCAGGGAACAAGUCCGCUACAUCUACAGGGGUAUGAGGUUAAUUGAACGGGCCACUUGUAUACGAUUCCAGCCACGUGACCCCGAAAAUCCCGACUACAUUCGAAUCCAUGGGCAAGGAUCGGGAUGUUCCGCCAAUGUGGGGUACGUCGGAGGGCGUCAAAGCAUCAACCUGCAACCGUAUCCGAUAGGCACCGGGUGCUUCCGGAUUGGGACAAUCGUACACGAAAUGAUUCACGGACUGGGCUUCAUGCACAUGCAGAGCACGUACAAUCGGGACGAAUACGUCGAAAUUGUUUGGGAUAAUAUUGAACCCGGGACGGAGAACAAUUUCCGCAAGUACGAAUCGGACAGAGUGAGCAACUUCGGUACGGAUUACGACUACGGAAGCGUGAUGCACUACAGUGCAACGGCGUUCAGCAUCAAUGGAGAAAAGACUAUUGUGGCACUACAGGACACUGAUGAUGUAAUGGGUCAACGUCUAGCAAUGAGCGAACGGGAUAUUUUGAAAAUCAACAGAAUGUAUAACUGUUUUCCGGAAAAUUAAAGCAUAGAAUAAAGUUAAUCAGACAUAAAUGACAAAGCAUAA